Dicrocoelium dendriticum is the source of this 1280-nucleotide messenger RNA. Lineage: Eukaryota; Metazoa; Platyhelminthes; Trematoda; Plagiorchiida; Dicrocoeliidae. The record is from the annotation of a GenBank genome assembly.
GAGUAGAUAGUAAUGGAUUAAUCAUGGAUUAAUCAUUUCUUUGAGUACAGGUGAACGGCAUCGACGUCAGAAGAGCGCCACACCACAUGGUCACGGAUCUUAUUGUACAGUCUGGGGACCGAGUGACCUUAAAAGUGUUGCAUGGUAAUCACUCACAGGGUAGACACGCACGGAAUUGUGUCAAUAUGGCUGAUAGACGAAAUUCAUUUCGCCGUCCCGAAUCCGCCGUUCCAUGUUACCGAUCACUUUCGAUCCGCCCUGUUGCUUCAUGUGCGCAUCGAUCGCUCAGUUCAAGCCGUUCAUUUGAGAAGGUCAUAGACACCGGCAAAUCGAUCGCCUUUGGCGACUCUCAAGAUCGUCACACAACCAUGAGUUGUGCAGAAUUUCGUAAACCGCUCCACAUACAUCGUCUCCCCUCGGGUUAUCACUCCGUCUCAGAAGGGGAGGAGAAGUGUUCAGGCAAUAAUCGUGCUACGCCGGUUCCAGCGAACAAAUCUAACUCGAACUUCAAAGCACGCGUUGUGUUGAUCAGAACGCAACAAUCUUCAUCCGAAAAAGCGAAUGAUCAGAACCUAGUACUGGGUGGACAACAGGAAUCUAGCUCGGUCAUCCGGUCUACAUCGAAAGCGCAAAUGGGUCUUUCAAUUCCGCACUGAAUUCCAUCAGAAUGUACCCUCAGCAGUACAACGCAGACAAAGGAAGUCAUGUUCUAAUUUUUUUGAAUUCAACAAAACUUCGUGUUGAAUGCAUCUCACCAUAUGCCGGGACCCAGAAUAAGAGAAUACCCACAAGACAGUCAGAAUACCGGAUGUCACGAGCAACCAUUGUGUCAUGCGCCUACGAUUGAACCACCGCACAUCUCCCUCUGACGCAUUGGCAUUUUUCUCAAACUUUGUACCAUACACCUGACCCCAUAUUUCAGGAGAAACCAAAUGAGUUCUAUAGUUUUUCAUCGAAUUUCUCCUUACCCAUGAAAUAUCUGGCAAAGAAAAAUCGAAAAGCCAUCAGUUUCACGUUUAUUUAUAUGCCUUAUAUGAUCGCUUGUUUAUAUAACUAGCACUUACCGGAACUCAAAGCUCUUGCUUGCCUGUUUCAGACAUUUGCAAACAUGAAUUUUUGCGCCAAGCAUGGAAGUUUUUGGUGUCUGUGAAACGAUACGAGAAAAAUUUCCAACGCAAACGCAUUUGAUGAUUUUGACUGCUUUACUCACGUUUCAAUCCAGUUCCUUGUUUUAUUCUUUUGUAAUAUUCCGGUAGCACACAAAUUAAACGCUGCAGAUG